UGGAAGCCAAUCCUCGAGGAGACAUUGCACCGCGCGUUCCCAUAUACAAAGGCCAGCUUCAAAAUGAUAUUGAUGUACAGGCUCCGAUGACGCGGAUGCAUCCGUGCGUGCGAGUCAGCUUGUUUUAUGGGCGAUAAGCGCGCGCCUGGCCGUCGUCGCGGAGAGCAAAGCUUAGAGUAUGCUUCGGUUGACCUCUUUAAAUGGGCACGCUGAUCGUCAGGCCGUUAUCAUACCCACUUUGGAGUCGAAGAAGCACCGAGGUGUUCAUCUGGCAUGAGAGACAGGCUGCGACGCGCUAUGUACCCGCAGGGUGAACAGCGGACGCCUGCAUCCCUGUUUGCCACCGUUUGGAAAGCGUCAAUUCACGUUGAGCGGUACUGCUGGUGCACCUGGUACAGUGCGAGCAUUGAAACCUUUGUUGCGAAGCUACGGACCACUUUCUCGCGAGCCCACCGCUAUACACUGGGCACGGCCACGGGUCGCCUCUUUGCAUCCUCUCGACCACCCCGGGUGCGUGCUUUACCUUGCUCAGAGUCCCGCGUGGGGUACCUGUGGCAGCCGUUGCGUCUUCGCCCGCCCUCUUACGUAGGCCAGUGCUCGUGGUUAGUCCCACGUAUCCCACGACCGACCGGACUAGUACUGCAACGUCACAUUCGUUGCCUCGGAUUCCAACCUACGAUUGCUCUGGCAGAGCGGCGCGCUACGCUGAUCUGCCCUACCUUCCCCAGUGAAGCACGCAGAAAGUCGGAACCACGGGGACAUUCGUCCCGGGGACGAGGGACGCGAGACGCGAGACGUCACAGUCAGUCACAGCACCGUGAGUGGCCGGCCACCAUCAUCGCUUUACCUCCCACUUUGACCAGCUUUGACAUUGUCAUUAUUGAGGGCCAGAAAGACAAUUCACCGGUCAGCUAGGUGUCUAGAUAUACAUAUCGACUGACUUAGUCACUUACUGACUGAGAUUUACGAAGGCGUCACGGAGGCCAGGCAUAGUGGCGCGCUACGUGACGGAGAUGAUUAUGUAAGCAUACCACAGGCACUACUCAUAGGCUCUUGUAUUUAGUUACCUUGAACGACACCCAUUGUUUUGAAACCGUGAGGCUAGAUUAGAUGGUGUAAUUACUCAA
Rhodofomes roseus is the source of this 1127-nucleotide messenger RNA. RefSeq lists its product as uncharacterized. Lineage: Eukaryota; Fungi; Basidiomycota; Agaricomycetes; Polyporales; Fomitopsidaceae. The record is from RefSeq and is a predicted model, not a curated record. The transcript has 4 exons. The coding region runs from base 274 to 915 and encodes 213 amino acids.